Cavia porcellus (domestic guinea pig) is the source of this 1194-nucleotide messenger RNA. RefSeq names its product ribokinase (gene Rbks). Gene Ontology annotation, biological process: D-ribose metabolic process. Gene Ontology annotation, molecular function: ribokinase activity. The transcript has 9 exons. Lineage: Eukaryota; Metazoa; Chordata; Mammalia; Rodentia; Caviidae. Bases 90 to 1127 code for a protein of 345 amino acids. The record is from RefSeq and is a predicted model, not a curated record.
AGUAAGAGCGCUGUCUCUGGGUACGGGGCUCGGACUAAGGGCAAAGGGCAAAGGUCAGCGUCCAGGUUGGUCUGCUUCACCUUUUAGCAAUGGCAGCGUGCGGGGAACCCGGGAAGCAGUGUCAAGAGGAGGUGGCGGCGGCGGCGGUGGUGGUGGUGGGCUCCUGCAUGACAGACCUGGUCAGUCUUACUGCUCGUUUGCCAAAAAUUGGAGAAACCAUCCAUGGACAUAAGUUUUUUAUUGGCUUUGGAGGGAAAGGUGCCAACCAGUGUGUCCAGGCUGCCAGGCUUGGAGCAAAGACAUCCAUGGUAUGCAAGGUUGGCAAAGAUUCUUUUGGCAAUGAUUAUAUAGAAAACUUAAAACAGAAUGGUAUUUCUACAGAAUUUACAUAUCAGACUAAAGAUGCCGCUACUGGAGCUGCUUCUAUAAUUGUUAAUGAUGAAGGCCAGAAUAUCAUUGUCAUUGUGGCUGGAGCGAAUUUACUUUUGAAUACUGAAGACCUGAGGGAGGCAGCAAGUGUCAUUAGCAGAGCCAAAGUAAUGGUCUGCCAGCUAGAAAUAACUCCAGCAACUUCUUUGGAAGCCCUGACAAUGGCCCGCAACUGUGGAGUGAAAACAUUGUUCAAUCCAGCCCCUGCCAUCGCUGACCUGGCUCCCCAGUUCUAUGCCCUCUCAGACGUGUUUUGCUGCAACGAAAGCGAGGCCGAGAUUUUAACAGGCCUCACAGUGAGCAGCCCGGAAGAGGCUGGCAAGGCUGCCCUUGUGCUCCUGAGGAGGGGCUGCCAGGUUGUGGUCAUCACCUUGGGGGCUGAAGGAUGCAUGAUGGUGUCACAGACGGAUCCUGUUCCAAAGCACGUUCACACCGAGAAAGUCAAGGCUGUGGACACCACGGACGGGGCCAGGCUGAGGUGUCCUGUGAACAAAAACCCAGAAGUAAAUGGGAAGAAGCAAGAGGGUGCUGGUGACAGUUUUGUGGGCGCUCUGGCCUUCUACCUGGCUUACCAUCCACAUCUGUCCUUGGAGGAAAUGCUCCAGAGAUCCAACCGCAUCGCAGCAGUCAGUGUCCAGACUGCAGGGACGCAGACAUCGUAUCCAUUCAAAGAAGACCUCCCACCUACUCUGUUUUAAAUGCUGUUAACCCCAAAUAAAGACACCUGAAAAUAAAGUGCACCCAUGGGUGACCAAUCAGCAAACA